CGAAUCACGGGGUCUCUCUCUCUCUCUCUCUCUCUUUCUCUCUCUCUCGUUACUUAGCUUGCGGAGGUGGAGGAGGUCGUCUUCAUCACGUAGAGCUUCGUCGCGGAGGAAACGGCCUCUUUGGAGCUCCUCUUGAUGCCAUUGUCGCCGCGCAGGGCCGGGGCUUCUAGGGUUAGGGUAUCGGGGGCUUCUUGUUGCUGUUUGGGGACCCGUUGGUGGCGGUAAGCGAGAUGAGAUCCAGGUGGUGGGUUCCCCUGAUCUGGGGGUUGGCCUUUGGUUGCAUUUUCUUGGGUUCUGGGGCUUCGGAUCCUGAGGAAGCUGAGCGCGCGUUUCCUAUUGUGGAGCCAGAUCCUGAUCAUACUAAACUGCAUCUUGCAAGAGAAGGUCUAGAGGCAAUUCGAAGAAUCAAAAACCCUAUUGCAGCUGUUGCUGUUAUUGGUCCAUACAGAUCAGGAAAAUCCUUUCUUCUCAAUCAACUUCUCUCCUUAUCAUGUGAUAAAGGUUUUGGUGUUGGACAUAUGCGGGACACGAAAACAAAAGGAAUAUGGGUUUGGGGUACUCCAGUCGAAAUGGUUCUUGAUGGUACAAAAGUGUCUGUCGUCUACCUGGACACUGAAGGAUUUGAAAGUGUUGGGAAAUCAAAUGUAUAUGAUGAUAGGAUCUUUGCUCUGGCUACUGUUUUGAGCUCUGUGCUUAUAUACAAUCUCCCUGAGACGAUCCGUGAGGCUGAUAUAUCACGAUUGUCUUUUGCUGUUGAAAUUGCAGAAGAGUUCUACGGAAGGGUGAAGGGGCAAGACAAUGCAUUUGAACCUGCUAAGCUCUUGUGGCUUAUCCAGCGUGACUUCCUACAGGGGAAGUCUGUGCAAGAAAUGGUGAAUGAAGCUCUUCAGAGGGUCCCUAAUCGCAAUGGGGACAAAUACAUUGAUCAGGUCAACCAAAUAAGAGACUCUUUGGCAAUUAUGGGUGAUAAUAGCACAGCUUUUAGCUUGCCCCAGCCUCAUCUUCAAAGAACGAAGCUUUGUGAUAUGAAGGACAGUGAACUUGACCCCCUCUAUGUAGACAAAAGGGAACAGUUGAAAAAACUAGUUGCAUCCAUUACACAUCCAAAAAUUGUGCAGGGAAAAACUCUUAAUGGGGAGGAGUUUGUUACAUUUCUAGAGCAGAUUCUUGAAGCCUUGAACAAAGGAGAAAUUCCAUCAACAGGUUCUCUAGUGGAAAUUUUCAAUAAGGUGAUUCUGGAACGUUGCUUGAAGGUGUAUAAUGAGAGAAUGGGCAGUUUGGGCCUACCUGUACCAGAGAACAAACUGCAACUGGUUCAUGACGAGUCGAAAAUUGAGGUGAGAAAACUUUUUGAUGAACAGCACUUUGGUCGCCAUCACGCUGCGCAAUCCAUCCUUAAACUUGAGGAGGAGAUUCAAAAGGUUUACAGGAAUUUCCUUCUUGCGAAUGAGUACCAGUCAUCAAAAUUGUGUGAAGCACGGUAUACACAGUGCGAGGACAAAAUGGAUCAGCUUCAAGUGCUGAGACUUCCUUCCAUGGCAAAAUUCAAUGCUGGCUUUCUCCAAUGCAACCAAAGUUUUGAAAAAGAGUGUGUUGGACCUUCGAAGGAAGCGUAUGAGCGACGGAUGACAAAGAUGCUCGCAAAGUCUCGUGCUCUUUUCAUCAAGGACUACAACAACCGGCUUUUCAACUGGUUGGUGACUUUUGCGCUCGUUAUGGUCGUCGUCGGCCGCUUUAUAAUCAAGUUCUUUUUGCUUGAAAUCGGGGCAUGGGUGAUGUUCAUCUUCUUGGAGACAUACACAAGAAUGUUCUGGUCGGCGGAAUCACUAUAUUACAAUCCCGCUUGGCAUAUCAUAGUGGCUACUUGGGAAACUAUUGUUUACAGCCCUUUACUCGAUUUGGACCGAUGGGCAUUCCCAAUUGGCGCGUUGUUAUUGGUUUCGCUUCUAUAUUGGCGGUGUUAUGGGAGGAGGAAAGGAGGUUCUCGUUCCCUACUACCUUUGUACACUAAUACAUACAAAAGUGGAUCGAACCGUCCACGAUCAGAUUGAUGAUAGAAUUUAUUUAUCCGUCAUUAAAGAUUCCUUGAGGACAAGUAUUUCGAGUCGUUCGUCAACCUUAUUGGGCGGGCCUUGUUUUUUUUUUGCCGGCGCCCCGCCAAUGAACUUCCUCUUCUUUUCUAGCCAUUUGGUUUUGGUGGUGAAGAGGUCCGAAAGUUUCGAGCAUUUGAUGCAGGAUCCAAGCAUUUCUUGUUUCUUGUGUAACAUUAUAUCUGAGCGUCCAUCUUUUUCUUUAUAGAUCAGUGUUUAUUAUUUACACCCAUUUUUUAAAAUUAUUGCUGUUUAACACAAACAAGUGGAUAACAUUAACCCAGGCGUAUGUUGAUCUCGUGUUUUUGUGAGUUAAUGCAGUAUCCCCUAUCCUCCAUUC
Molecule: messenger RNA, 2430 nt
Organism: Ananas comosus (pineapple)
Lineage: Eukaryota; Viridiplantae; Streptophyta; Magnoliopsida; Poales; Bromeliaceae
Product: guanylate-binding protein 4
Exons: 17
Coding region: 231-2051 (606 amino acids)
Molecular function (GO): GTP binding; GTPase activity
Source: RefSeq, a predicted model, not a curated record